UGGCCACCGGACAUCAUGCCUCCCAAGAAGGAUGUUCCUGUGAAGAAACCAGCAGGGCCCUCUAUCUCCAAGCCUGCUACCAAGCCAGCAGCAGGGGCACCUCCAGCCAAGACCAAGGCUGAGCCAGCAGCAGCUGUUCCUUCAGCCCCUGAGAAAACUUGGGAGCCCCCCAUCAAUCUCUCCAAAGUGGUGAUCCAGUUUAACAAGGAUCAGCUGGAGGAGUUCAAGGAGGUCUUUGAGCUCUUUGACCAAGUAGGGGAUGGCAAGAUCCUGUACAGCCAGUGUGGAGAUGUGAUGAGGGCCCUGGGCCAGAACCCCACCAAUGCUGAGGUGCUCAAGGUUCUGGAGAACCCCAACUGUGAUGAGCUGAAGUCCCAGCGUGCGGACUUUGAAACUUUCCUGCCCAUGCUCAAGGCAGUGUCCAAGAACCGAGACCAAGGCACAUAUGAGGACUACCUGGAGGGGCUUCGGGUGUUUGACAAAGAAGGGAAUGGCAAAGUCAUGGGAGCAGAGCUCAGACAUGUCCUCACCACCCUGGGAGAGAAGAUGACUGAAGAGGAAGUAGAGACAGUCUGGCAGGACAUAAAGACAGCAACGGCUGCAUCAACUAUGAAGCAUUCCUGA
Molecule: messenger RNA, 624 nt
Organism: Molossus molossus (Pallas's mastiff bat)
Lineage: Eukaryota; Metazoa; Chordata; Mammalia; Chiroptera; Molossidae
Product: myosin light chain 6B-like
Exons: 1
Coding region: 16-624 (202 amino acids)
Cellular component (GO): myosin II complex
Molecular function (GO): structural constituent of muscle; calcium ion binding
Source: RefSeq, a predicted model, not a curated record